AUGAAUUCCAAAGUUUACAACGCUCUCUGCGCAGCCUUCGCGCUCGCCUACCUACUUGCCCCAGAUCUCCUAUUCAUCCCUGUGAUGCUAUGGGAAGCUUCUCCUUUGCCCUCUGCCUUUUGCAUGGCCAAACCUGCUAGAAAAAGACGCCCCUCUAUGAUGGGAGUGGAACCCUCAGGUAGCUUGUUGAGUGAGCGCCACGGAGGUAUCCCAGGACAUAUGUCUGUUAAUGAUUCCCCUUCGGAGGAUGAAGACGUUGUUUGCGUAGGAAAGUCGAACGUGUUCUUUGGAGCAGAGCUUCGGGGAUAUAUCCCACACCUCCUUCCUUUGCAUAAGUUGGAGAGUGGCAUUGCUACAAUGGUGUUCCCAGUUGACGGCGUAGCUGGUACCUGUGGGGAAACCCAUGCAAACCUUGACGAGGGUGUGUCGAGUGAGCUUGUAGACAUAUGCGAUGAAGCUGAGGUCAGCAUACGACUCAGAUUCAUCUGUGAAGAUUUUUUCUCAGGGGGUUUUGCAAACCCAAGACUCCCUGCAAGAUUUUUUGACACGAUGUUGGAAGAGGAGCUCAACGCCUCUGAAAACAAAGGUCAUUGCGACUCAUUGACUGAAGUCGCUGAGCCAGAGUGCGGUUUGGUUCCUAAGCUAGUUGAGGAGACUUUUGUUUUUGGACAAGAGUCCGUUCAGACCCCAUUGGGUUUGAACAAUGCUGGCUUGAAUGAUCCCAAGCCAAAGUUUGGUACAGUGCAAGGUCUAAAUGAGGCGUUCGCUUUAUCUUCUUGGCAGUCAGUAAAUGGCUUUUUUUGGGAAUGUCUCUCCACAGGACUUCCCACACCGAUGGAGAUUGACGACGACCUGGCUUGGAGUGAAGUCAUGGAAGUUGAAGGUCCCAUGGAGAUGGAUGAUGAUGAUGUCGAGGUGGUGGUGCCUACUGCUGAAUGUGGCGAAGAGUUCAUGGCCCACACCUACAAUCCUACGGUGAAAGAUUUGCAGUACGUCUCCCAGUCUGCAAACAAGGAUUGUUAUACGAGCAAAAUCCCAGCCUGUGUCCCGCAGCAGGCUGCAGACGAUAAGAUGGAUGAAGACACAAAAAAGAUUGUGCUACCUGGAACAUCCUCUCAGAAGAAGUACGAUGUACCUAGCCCUAGACGCAAGGAAGGUGCCGACGAGGUCAAGGGUAACAGAGAACAUCCAAUGGCGAUCUCCAGACCAAAAAAGGAGUGCUCAAUGAUCCCUCGGCCUGUCAGUCAAAAGGCCACUAAUGAAGGAUCGAAAAUCAAGUUGGCUUCGGCCUCUUGUGAUCGUCCUUCACAGCAGCCUAAGCCAGUCUCUGGCCUUCGCACUGAGAGGUCAAGACUUUUGUCCAAUUUUAUUUGGGAGGCGUCUGGACCUGCUACAGCAGCCAGCUGUAACAAGGGAAAGGCUCCGAACAAAGAAGUCAAGGCACAAGGGCAAGCCACUACCCCAGCUGCCAAGUAUUCUAUUCCUGUUGCUGCACCCAGCAGCAAAGAGGAGCAGAAUGUCAAGGCGUAUGAGUCGGAUCUUCCUGCUGCACCCAGCAGCAAGAAAGUGAAGACUUCUGGAAGUGGUGCGGCUAAAGCUGAGUUCAAGGCACCUUGGCAAGUAACUCCCCCGGCUGCCAAGCCUUCUACUCCUGUUGUUGCACCCAGCAGCAAAAAGGAGGAGAAUGUCAAGGCAGAAGAGUCAGAUCUUCCUGCUGCCCCCAGCAGCAAGAGAGUGAAGACUAUGGGCGGUACUAAAGCCUAUUCUGAUCCUAUUGCUGCAUCCAACAGCAAAGAGGAAAAGUGUUCUGAGGCAGCAGAGUUGGAUCUUUCUUCUGCACCCAGCAGCAAGAAAGUGAAGAUCAUGGGUGAUGAGAAGACCAAUCUAGUUGCUGAUCCCAUCAGUGAAGAGAUUGAACAAGCUCUAAUCCAGCCAUUUCCAACUCGCAAUCCUGCGUCAAAGCCGGCAAAGUCUUCGAGUAAUAGAGGAAAAGAGGAUCCAAAGAGCCUAUUGAAGUAUGUGCUCCGAUUCAAAGGCGAUCCAACUGUCAACAAGGAAGGUGUAGUGAAAGAAUCUGCGAAGCUGAUGAUUCCGAAAACUUGGACAAAUUUUUGUUGCCCCGUACGCUUCACCAAGCGGACAUCUUGUCUGUCGGUUGGCCCUGGAGCCAAGCCGACGCGGUCGGAAUCAAAGGUCGAUCCUGAAGCUUUCGGUAAGCUUUAUGGUGAUACUGGAAUUCCCAGACCUUUUACAGUACUUUUCCUUGGAACUAUCUGCGUGGGUUGGCUUGAACCUUUUGUUCGUAGGGUUCUUGUUGACUUCCUCACAGGUCUGAGGCCGAGAUAUGUGAGUGGUGGUUUUUGUACGAGUAGGGCUUCCGGAGUCCUUGAUUCUGGGUUGUUUUGGGGCCACGAUGGUCCUGUUGGCUGGUCUGGUCUGGUUGGCUAG
Molecule: messenger RNA, 2448 nt
Organism: Phycomyces blakesleeanus NRRL 1555(-)
Lineage: Eukaryota; Fungi; Mucoromycota; Mucoromycetes; Mucorales; Phycomycetaceae
Product: secreted neurofilament-like protein
Exons: 5
Coding region: 1-2448 (815 amino acids)
Source: RefSeq, a predicted model, not a curated record